AUGACUACUGAGUUUGAAAUGAGUUUAAUUGGUGACCUUACCUUCUUUCUAGGACUCGAAAUAAAACAACUAGAUCAUGGCACAUUCAUUUCACAGUCCAAAUAUGUCAAGUCUAUGUUAGAUAAGUUUGGAUUCUCUCAGGUCAAGCAUGCACAUACACCAAUAGGCACCACAUCCAAAUUGUCACGAGAUGAGUCUGGUGACCCUAUAGACCCCACUCUAUACAGAAGUAUGAUAGGUGGCUUACUAUAUCUCACAGCGAGUCAUCCUGAUAUAUCCUUUAGUGUAGGUUUAUGUGCCAGGUAUCAAGCUAAUCCUAAACAGUCUCAUCUCUCUGCAGUCAAAAGAAUUUUCAAAUAUCUAGCUGGGACAGUUAACUGUGGUCUUUGGUAUAGUUGUGACACGAAUACCUCUUUGGUAGGAUAUAGUGACUCUGAUUGGGCAGGGUGUAUAGAUGAUAGGAAAAGCACUUCAGGGCGUUGCUUUUACAUUGGGAAUAACCUAGUCUCGUGGUAUAGCAAGAAACAACAAUCCAUCUCCCUUUCCACUGCAGAAGCAGAAUAUAUUGCAGCUGGCAGCUGCUGCACUCAAUUAAUAUGGCUGAAUAAAAUGCUUAUUGAUUAUGGAUAUCCUCAACACACACUGACCAUCUUUUAUGACAGUACAAGCGCCAUAAACAUCUCUAAGAACCCUGUGCAGCACUCUCGGACUAAACACAUCGACAUCAGUUCUUCAGCAAUGGGUUAUUCUGUCUUUCCCCAUCUACUAUAUGCUACUUUGAUUGAUACUACGCUUGAAUCUACCCCAGUCAAAAAGGCUACCUCUUCCAGAUGCAAUGGGAAGAGCUCUCUUACACCUUUUUCUAAUAAGUAG
This is a messenger RNA of Cannabis sativa, 873 nucleotides long. RefSeq lists its product as uncharacterized. The coding region runs from base 1 to 873 and encodes 290 amino acids. The transcript has 2 exons. The record is from RefSeq and is a predicted model, not a curated record. Lineage: Eukaryota; Viridiplantae; Streptophyta; Magnoliopsida; Rosales; Cannabaceae.